GCUAAUUACAUAAUGUUCGCGCACGUGGUCUGCUUGCGGAGGUUGGUAUAUAAGGCGGUCAGCUUCCCUCGACUCCCACUUGUCAACCAUGGCGCUUCGCACAGCUCCCGUCCUGUCCCAGCUGGCGCUGCCUCUCGUCCUCCUCCUUCUGGUGCUCGUCCCUCUCCGCUCCUCGCUCGCCCUCCAACUGGGCUUCCCCUCGCUCACUUCGGCCUUCCGCCCUCCUCUCGACGUGGCCGGGCGUCCGUCGGAGGGACGCCAGGCGCCACAGCAAGGCCCCUGGUCGUACAUCCGACAUCGGCCUCAAAGCAAGCGGCAGCUGGACGAGCUGAUCCCCGGCCUCCUUCAGCACUACUCGGAGCAGGAGGUGGAGGCCGCCUCCAGGUCCGAGUACAAGGCGGUGCCGUUGCCCAUCGUGCACACGUCCCAGAUGCUCCACCGCGGAAUCAACUGUUCCGCGCUCGACUCCAACCUGCACGAGAACCACAUCAAACCCGAGCUUCAGCUGCGCCCCGACUGGAUCCACAUUUCCGAGCUGAUCGGAGACUGUCCCACCCACUACGUGGCCCGGGACCUGCCGCCCAUGUACUCCCCGGCGGUGGUCCUGGAGGCCGUGUGCACGUGCGGGGGAUCCCAGUGCUCCAGGGACGGACACCAGUGCGUGCCAGUGACCCGCCACAUCCCCGUGUGGGUUCGUCGGGGACCCAACAUUCACGUGUUGGACGUGGAAGAACUGGGCGUGGCGUGCGCGUGCGUGAGGAGGCCCAGCGUGGGAGGGAACUUCGUGUUCAGCCCCGCCGUCCACAGCUAGGAACC
Penaeus vannamei (Pacific white shrimp) is the source of this 816-nucleotide messenger RNA. RefSeq lists its product as uncharacterized. NCBI's taxonomy places the organism in Eukaryota, Metazoa, Arthropoda, Malacostraca, Decapoda, Penaeidae. Gene Ontology annotation, cellular component: extracellular region. The record is from RefSeq and is a predicted model, not a curated record. Gene Ontology annotation, molecular function: cytokine activity.